GCUCCCGCAGCUGCACCGCACAACCAAGCGCUUUCAGACGCUCCUGUUCAGUUGGGACCUCCGGGGUUUUUUUUUUUUUGUUUUGGAACAGUUUGAGGUGACAAACCGGGCACAGGCCACCUGGAUUCUCGGACGUUUUGUCGGAUUUCCAAGAUAGCGUUGAGAUGGUUCCUCACAUCCUCACACACCUGCUCUGCCUGGUGUGUCUGUGUUCUGGUCGUCCUCAACCGGCACCGUCACACUCGGUGAGGAUGGAGAAUAACUCGCCUGCAGCUGGCUCUCUGGCAGGCCGAGUGGUGCUGCCGUGCCACUUCUCCAUAAUCCCAGUCUCUCCCAGCAGCACACACAUUCCUACACCUGGACCUCUCCCGCUCGCCGACGCUCACCACAACCCGAGUCCCGAGGAGCCGCUGAGGAUCAAGUGGACGAAACUGGAGGGAGAGGUGGAGAAGGUGGUGCUGGUGGCCCAGGGGGGGGUGGUGAAGGUGGGGCAGGAGUACAGGAGCAGGGUGUCGGUGCCCAGCCAUCCGCUGUCGAUCGGGGACGCCUCCCUGAUGAUAGUGAGACUCAGGGCCAGUGACGCAGGGCUUUACCGCUGUGAGGUGAUGCAUGGGAUGGAGGAUACUCAGGACACCGUCAGCCUCAACGUCACCGGUGUUGUGUUCCACUACAGAGCUAACAGCAGCCGCUACAAUAUGGCUUUUCCGGAGGCUGUGGAGGCGUGUCACGACGCAGGUGCCUCCAUCGCUUCACCUGAACAGCUGACGGCUGCUUUUGAGGACGGAUUCGAUCAGUGUGAUGCAGGCUGGCUCGCCGACCAGUCGGUCAGAUAUCCAAUCACCAUGCCCCGUCCCAGCUGUGCAGGUGAUCUGAUCAGCAGGCCAGGAGUGAGAACAUACGGCCUCCGCGACCCCACAGAGAAAUACGACGUUUACUGCUUUGUAGACAAACUAUACGGCGAGGUCUUCUUCCUUACAUCCACCAGCGAUAAGCUCACCUUGCAGCAGGCGAGAGAGGAGUGUGAGAAGCACGAUGCCGUGUUGGCGUCGCCCGGUCAGCUGUACGCAGCCUGGAGGGCGGGCCUGAACCGAUGCGACUACGGCUGGCUGUCCGACGGCAGCGCCCGCUACCCCGUCACCGUCCCCAGGCCUCAGUGUGGAGGAGGCCUGCUGGGGGUUCGCACGCUUUACAAGUACAGAAACCAAACUGGCUUCCCAGACCCCACGGACAAGCACGGAGCUUUCUGCUUCAAGGCCAAACUACCAGAGCCAACUACCGUGAGUCCAGCCAUGACUCCAGCUAUGUACAAACCCAACGACCCCACGUACGAUCCCCACACUCCAACGCUGUGGCCACUCUUAGACCCUGAAACAGCUGAAAUUCAAACAAGAACAGCAGAGCCUUUCGCGUACUCACCAACAGAUAGACCACACACAGCCUCACCAGAUCAGCAUGGGGCCCCCCACACUUCCCUUCACACCACAGCUUCUGUGACCCCUACUCCCUUCUUAGACGACAAUUUUCAUCAUUUUGACAUAAAAAAGGUGGAGUCGGUACCAGUUAGAGGAGACGUUUUGGUCAACGUGCAGCCCCCUCCCUUACCCACCACCCACUCACAGACCGCACACCUUGACAUCACCCAUGGGAGAGAGGAGGGAGGCCAUGCGGGGUUAGGCCAAGGUGAGGGCAUCGGCAGCGGGGAGGAAGGCAGCAGCGAUGACGGCUCUAGAGGGACUGAGAUGGAAGCGGUGGUGUUGUUGGAAACCAAACCAGGACCAGGUUGGCUUCUAGACACCAUCGCAGGGCCGGAGCUGGGCGUGGAAACCACAUCAAAACCAUCACAGCUUCUAGACACCAUCGCUGAGCUGGAGCUGGACAUGGAAACCACAUCGAAAGCAUCACGGCCUCUACAGACCACCGCAGGGCCGGAGCUGGACGUGGAAACCAAAUCAAAUCCAUCACAGCUUCUAGACACCAUCGCAGGGCUUGAGCUGGACGUGGAAACCACAUCAAAACCAUCACAGCUUCUAGACACCAUUGCUGAGCUGGAGCUGGACAUGGAAACCACAUCGAAACCAUCACGGCCUCUACAGACCACCGCAGGGCCGGAGCUGGACGUGGAAACCACAUCAAAACCAUCACAGCUUCCAGAGACCACUCCACAGCAUGUUGUCCCAGAGAUCCUCACCCCAGAGCAAGGCCUCCCAGAUGGUAGUGGGGAUGACGGGCAACAACAACCUGCAGUUGUUUUUAAAGAGGAUGUCGCCCCUGAAGCUACAUCGACGCUUGACCUCAACCAAUCACUCGCCAUUCCUGUAGGGGAAAAGUCAUCGGCCAAACCACCUUUCCAUCUCAUCAUCGUCAAUGUGCACAACCAAAAUCAGUCUCACUCAGUUGACCAUAUCCUGGGCAUCAUAAAGGGGUCCCAGUUCCCCCCGAUCCCUGACAUUUCACAUGUGAGCAGCGAAGCUAUCCAGAUCAGCGGAGACAUCGACUCUCUCGAGACCCAACCCAUCAACCUGCCUCCAACUGUCAGCUUUGUCAACGGAAAACAGGAGGUGACGUUUGAGCCCGAGCAGCCAGAGGAAGCAAGAGGGGAUCAGUUUGAGACGGCCUCUCCUGUUCCGAUAGAAGGCGGGGAAGGAGUGGAGAUAGAGGAGGGAAGCAAGAGCCUUUUUGACUACAGUGUUAUAGAAAUCCACACAGAGGAGACACCUACAGAGGAAACCAGUGAUGCAGUCACUCAUCCUGUAGAUACAUACCCAGAUGUAGUUCCAGACUCAGGCAUAGAUGCCUACAUAGACACUUAUGUCUUUACAGACUUUGAGAGCGUCAGAACUCAAGAACCAGAUGAUCAGACGACCACCACAACCCCAGCCGCCACCUCCCCAAAUACACACCGUGUCUCAUCACCAGCACCUACCACACCAUCAGGCCCCGUCCUCCCUGGUGUCUCUCAGCCUGUCAAUGAUUCGGUCUCCAUCUACCAGGACGUCGAAGGUUCUGCAAACUGUGGCACUGACUGCGCUAAGCAGGAGGGCUCUGCUGACGAUGCUUUGCCCACCACGACUGCAGACAGCCAGUUGGGUGUUAUGACUGAUGAGGCCGAAAUAGGGGGGACCGAGCUUCCUACUUUUAUACCAGACACACAGUAUCAAGAAACCACCAGACAGACCCAGACUGAAGACUUUGAAGAUUCUGCCUCUGGAGAAGACGAAGCUUCAGGGCAAGACCCACCAGAGGCUCCCAGGCUUACCAGCACGCUACCACCGAUUCAUUCUACCCUUCGCACCCAGCAGCCUCAGCCUGUAGCGGUGACUGAAGUCACAGAAGUCCCUGUAGUUUCACUGGCUGUUGACACAGUUACAGAAACAGGCUCGGGUGCAAAGGAGCUGUUUAGAGAGAUGGAGGUGUCUGGGGACCACCAAGAUCAGAUUGACUUUAUUUCAGAAGUUGCUGUUACUGUUUUACCAGCUGCGGCAGCUGUUGGAGAGCAAACCACACACGUGAAGGACACAACCUCAGAACCCAGCACAUCAUCAACCUCCCCGUAUCCCUCCCUUGCUCCCAAAGACGAUGGCAGUACCACCAAGCCUUCACCCACAACCUCUGAUGUCCACACCACACACCCCACCGAGCCUUACAGAGAUCAGACUGAGCAGUCCACCACAAGUUCCACUGAGUAUGUAGGCCAGCCAGGACUUUCCACCACAUCGCCCUUGUACACGUUCGACCAAAGCAACCACUCCAUCCCCCAGUGGGCACUGUUCCCCGACCCGGCUUCCACUCCUCUUCCAGAGGACGAUUUUAUUGACUACGAAGCGAUUGUCCCUUCUCUGGUGGAGUCACAUCCUCCGAUACUGAACGAGACGGUGGCCACAGAGCAACCAAAGACCAGCACUGGCGUUUACUCUGAGGAGGACAGCACUGUGAAUGUCAGAGAUCUCCUGCCGUGCUCGGGCAGUGUGUGUCAGAAUGGAGGCUCCUGCUACAAGAGGGGGACCCAAAAUAUCUGUGCGUGCGCACCUGGAUACACCGGGCAGCACUGUGAAACAGAUGUUGAUGAGUGCCAGUCCAACCCGUGUCUGAACGGAGCCACCUGUCUGGAUGGGGUCGACUCCUUCACCUGCCUCUGCCUGCCCAGCUACGCGGGAGAGCUCUGCGAACAAGACACCGAGAUGUGUGGUUUUGGCUGGCAGAAGUUUCAGUCCCACUGCUACAAGUACUUCACACACCGUCGGACCUGGGAUGCUGCUGAGAGGGAGUGUCGGCUGCACGGUGCCCACCUGGCCAGCAUCCUGUCACAGGAGGAGCAGCUGUUCAUCAAUCGUCUGGGCAGUGAUUACCAGUGGAUCGGCCUGAAUGACAAAAUGUUUGAGCGGGACUUCAGAUGGACAGAUGGCAGGCCAAUGCAAUAUGACCACUGGAGGCCGAACCAGCCAGACAGCUUCUUCCAGUCAGGAGAGGAUUGUGUGGUGAUGAUUUGGCACGAGGGAGGACAGUGGAACGACGUGCCCUGCAACUAUCACCUGACCUUCACCUGCAAAAAGGGAACAGUGUCCUGUGGGCAAGCCCCAGUGGUGAAGGAUGCUCGAGUGUUUGGGGCCGUGAAGCCUCGCUACGAGAUCAACUCCCUGCUCCGCUAUCACUGUAAACAGGGCUUCAUCCAGAGAUAUGCCCCGACUAUACGCUGCCGGGCCAACGGCCAAUGGGACACACCCAAAGUUACUUGCAUGAGCCCCACAACCUACCACAAGUCAUUUACUUUACAACGCCGCAACAACCAGAACCAGGAGCAACAAAACAGGCACUAUAACCAUCACAUUCAUCACACCAAGGGUCAUCAGAAACACAGUCAAAACCCAGAGCAACAGCAGAGUUACAACAUCCUGCAGAGCCUCUGGAACCCUUUCCAGAAUCGAGUCCAGCAGCUGCUGAGGGAGAAGCGGGAACUGCAGGGCCAAACACACAAUGAGGACAGGAUGAGACACUGAUUCGCUUUUGCGUUUAUUUGUAAAUCAGCUUCGCAGCUGCAGCCAGUCACAGUAGGUUGGCCAUGUCGGUACAGAGCCAUCAAUAGACAGAUGGAGUACAACUGUCUAUCGAUGGCUCUGAAAGGGGGAGACGUUUCACCAGUACGUUGCCCACAAACGAUUCCAGGAUCUGAACCAUAGCACGAGUGAGAAUUUGGUUCAUUCGUAAAGUUAGCUCAGAUUAUAUCAAAUCUCCCUGCAAUGUCACAAUGCUCUAAACAGGAAGACCGGUGCUUUCAUGGUCUCACUGCGUGGUAAACUUGACAGUCGAACACCACACGGGUGGUCUGUGCAACUCCAGUGAGUCGUCAGAUUGUGAUGCUGUGUUCACUUUCUCCUGACCCCGAGAGAAUGUGAAGACAAUAUGUUAACCCAGUGCCUUCUGUGAAAUCUUACUUUAAAGGUGCCCUGUGGAGUUUUUCUGUGAACCGUGUUUACAUUCACUGUUUCUCACCAGUGAGAAACAGUGACUUCUGUGUAUCUUUGCAUUUCCUUUAUCAUAAAAUGUUGGCAAAGCACAUUUAUUUGGAAGAAUUUGAAAUCUACAUUGUUUAUAUCAGUGUUUGCUAUUGAGAAACUCUCAAAGGACUGGUACGACCUGCGAGGCCAUGGUCACAUGACCCAUGGGGGUUAGCCAAACUAGGACUCCCGCUAGGAGGAAGCUAAUCUGCUAGCAUGGUUACUAUUAGAUUGUUAUCUCAUAGACCAUCUCUGGUUGAGGAUAGUGGCUCUUAAUAACCGCUACUGGCAGAACACACCCAAAGCUCUGAUGUAGGCACCAGGUUUUGACAGAGAAGAAGAAUGUGUGCUAACUAUCCAGCAUGAGCUCAACAAUAGCUAGGUUUCCACCCAAACGUAGCGCAAGAUGCAAACGGAUUUUGAGAAACUCCGCUAGAAUGCUAAUUAAUUCCCGUUUCCAUCCACACAUGAGACGAGGUCGUUAAAAGAGCUGCGGUCGGAGCUCAGACGAUGGGAAACCGCGUGGAGAACGUGAUGGAGAUCUGACGUUUCUGCUGGUUCCAUGUGGGAAUGUGAGGGAAGGUUCCAGCCUCCUCAUGGCUCCUCACAGACCUGAUGGUUUCCUCUCUUCGCGCUUCAUGUCUGUUUCCAUUGCACUUUGUGGCAAUGGUAUCGAUGAACCAACUUUUCAACCUCAGCCGUAAAAAGGGAAAAUCAUUAACAGAUUUUGUUGAAUCUCCAGCGUAGAAUUUUUCAUGCGCAAAUUGAAAAUGCUCAUGAAAACUGGUGGAUGGAAACCCAGCUAAUGUUGUCGAAGAGCAAUGCUAAAUCGGUGAAGUGGUCCUUUAAGUUCUUCCUCGCUGUUUACUUUCGUACGGAACAAGCGGACAAGCUACCAAGGCGACCAAAAGGUAGCUCACUGAUAACGUCAGCUGUGUCCUUAACCCUUGCCCUGCCUCCUGUUUUCCUCUUUCUUGUCUUUGCUGGUGUACCGCUGCAUUUCCUGGCCCGUUACCACUUCCGCCCGGUGCUCAGUCGAUUGGCGCGAAACCAUCGGCGGGACUGUAUCACGUCACCCGCAGAGACAAGAUCCCAACAAAACAGGAACCCCCUCCUAAAAACUGUCGCUCCAUGGUGCUACUAGUGUUCAAAAACUCCACAGGGCACCUUUAGUUUUGGGAAGAUACAGCACAUACAGAAUGAGCAGUGCAGUGCCAGUCUCACUACCAAAACACAAUGUUUGAAAUAUUUGUGGUUUAUUUUUAUAUGAGCUAGUCCAGUAGUUUUGAGAAUUUAGAUCAUGUUAUUGAUAGACUAUAAAGAGCAGGAAUCCAUCACUUUAAAUUAUUAUCACAGAACAUUUUCAGCUUGUCCAGUCUCGGUUUUGCUGCUUGUUACGAUCCAUUUUCUACUGGUUGAUUUCCCUUGUAGAGCUUUGUACAAAAUGUUUUAGCAUAGAAACGGUUUUAAAAGGCGAGAUGGGGGAUUUAAAGAGCGGCACACGGAGCUAAGGAGCGGACGGCAGAUUGUUAUGAAUGUGUGGUUUGUGUGCUGUGGCUAUUAAUCAUAGGAUAUAUAAUAUAGACACUAUAUGAAGCCAUAUGAAUUUAACUUAUUGUACACUUUAAAACUAUGAAUGGACUGUGACUGUGAUAUCAAAUAAAGGUCAUUGGAACCGAAGUGAUUCUGUCAGUGAUGACUUUCGUGCCGUUUACAGAUUCAGUCAUGUUGUUUCUUGUAGAGAGAUCAUCUUAUCAUUAACAGUAGUACAUGCUGCCGUGGUGGAUGUUCGGCGCAUUUGUUUAGCAGCGUUGACGCUUUCCAUUGUGCUGUGACUCGAAAUCAACCCAACCAAUUCACCGCCAAAAUGCUCCUGAUGGUUUUUUUUUUUUUUUUGAACAUUUUCUGCAUUAUUAAGUUGCGUUUUGGAAGUGUUUCCAGCUUAGAUGUAGUAUGUUGCUUUUUGCUACAGAUCAGGAAACUGUGUUUUUAACCCAACACAUAAGGGAAUGUGAGAAAGACGUAUACAGACAACUUCUACGUCCUCCGCUAUAUUUUUUAUGAGCUCUUUAUGCAUUUUAUCUUCAUUUUCCAUGUUCUUCAUACAUUUAUUUUAUAUAUGGUUUGACAAUGUAUUGUAUAUGCAUUUUAAAAAAAAUCUUUUUCUACUCCAUGUGGUUAAUGGGGUUUACUGUGUCUGUGGCACAAGAGCUAAUUUUUAUGUACUCAUUGUAUCUUUCUCCAUUCAUGUUACUGUAAAAAUGUCUAUCAUCCUGGUCUUAAUGUCAUUGUCAGCUGUGU
This is a messenger RNA of Xiphias gladius (swordfish), 7793 nucleotides long. It is a transcript of the gene vcanb, whose product is annotated as versican b. Bases 165 to 4994 code for a protein of 1609 amino acids. The transcript is spliced from 16 exons. Gene Ontology annotation, biological process: cell adhesion. The record is from RefSeq and is a predicted model, not a curated record. Lineage: Eukaryota; Metazoa; Chordata; Actinopteri; Istiophoriformes; Xiphiidae. Gene Ontology annotation, molecular function: calcium ion binding; hyaluronic acid binding.